Aspergillus pseudonomiae is the source of this 1164-nucleotide messenger RNA. RefSeq lists its product as uncharacterized. The coding region runs from base 1 to 1164 and encodes 387 amino acids. The record is from RefSeq and is a predicted model, not a curated record. The transcript is spliced from 3 exons. Gene Ontology annotation, biological process: protein dephosphorylation. Lineage: Eukaryota; Fungi; Ascomycota; Eurotiomycetes; Eurotiales; Aspergillaceae. Gene Ontology annotation, molecular function: protein tyrosine phosphatase activity.
AUGGCGCGAGACAGCACGCUCAGCAUGGCACUUUCUUUUACUUUCUUUGCAAUAUGCCUUUUUCAAGUCCAGGCUACGGGUGUUGAGCCCGGUCCUUCCAAGCCAGCGUUCCUAAGUGUAGGCCCUGAAAAAUUACGAGAGGUGCAUAGCAAGCUUAAGCUAGGCGCAACGCUUGACGGGCCGAAGUUCCCUGAGGUUGAAUUCAAUGACGAUAUAUAUUGGGACGGGAAGUUUGGCAGCACCUCUUCCUUCAGGAAAGAGUACCCUUUUGAUAUUUGGGAGGAUGGUGUGGAUGAUUCAGAGAACGAAUACAACAAUGUGCAUCCGAAUCUCCAUGCCUCUCGCCUUCCCGGUAUUGGAAGCAGCAAGGAUAUCUACCCGUAUAUUGCUAGCAUUUCGCCAGCAAAGUAUGGCCGCAGUCAGAAGUUUAUGUACUGGGAUAUGGUAUGGAACCAGGCUGAAAAAGAGACAAACGGCGAUAUCAUCCUGGUAGACUUGGCGCAAUAUGUCCAGGGCUUAGCGGCCGAGGAGCAAGAGGAUCUUAUUCCGUCUGUCACCACGAAGAGCCUAAGCUUUACACCACCAGAAAAGAAAGAAACAAAGCAGAUUAUUCCACCGUACCGGGGAAUAUAUUCUGUGCAUUAUAAAGGCAGCAACGCCAAAUGGGCUCAUAGCGAUAUUGAGUAUCGUCAGAUAAGCCUGGAAUACCAUGACGACUCUAAAAAGCCGGCUGGAACUGGUCCACACAAUCUGCAUUACUUUCGCAUUAGCUCUUGGAAGGACCGACAAGCAAUUGAUCCAGAGAAGCUGCAAUUCCUCAUCGACGAGGUCGAUAAGAAAUUCAAAGGCCAAACGAUCAUCGUGAACUGUUUAUUGGGAUUUGGGCGUACAGGUUCCUUUAUUGAAGCAAGGGAGAUGUAUCGGGAGACAGUGAAGGCGAAAAGUACUAAAUGGUUCUUCUCGUCCUCGGGUGACCCGAUUGAGGAAUAUACCGCCACGCUGCGCAAGAGACGAGCUUUGAUGAUCGACAGUGCCAGGCAAUAUGAGUUCUUACAUGCCUGGGCAGCAAGGAUGUGGACCAUGACAACUGAAGGUAAUACAAAGACCGCAGCCAGCUCUGCGGGUAAUCCGCCCAGCCAGGGUCGUCGGCCGCCAACAUCAUGA